This is a messenger RNA of Aspergillus mulundensis, 3054 nucleotides long. RefSeq names its product Beta-galactosidase. The record is from RefSeq and is a predicted model, not a curated record. Gene Ontology annotation, cellular component: beta-galactosidase complex. The transcript has 2 exons. Gene Ontology annotation, biological process: lactose catabolic process. Gene Ontology annotation, molecular function: beta-galactosidase activity; carbohydrate binding. NCBI's taxonomy places the organism in Eukaryota, Fungi, Ascomycota, Eurotiomycetes, Eurotiales, Aspergillaceae. The coding region runs from base 1 to 3054 and encodes 1017 amino acids.
AUGGCCUCACUUUCUGCAGUCUCAGGCUGGCCGGGGUUUCUCCCUGACUGGUCUAAUCUCAAUGUCUUGCACCGCAAUACCCUACCCCCUCGAGCACACUUCUACUCAUACCCCAAUGAGGAAACAGCCCUCACAUUCGACCGCGAGGAGAGCUUUUUCCAGAGUUUGAACGGCACCUGGAAGUUUCACUACGAUGCGUCGCCUUUCGAAGCUCCUCUUUGGGACACGGCCAACACUACGGAGUGGGAUGAUAUUGUCGUUCCCGGUGUGUGGCAGAUGCAGGGAUAUGGACGCCCGCAGUACACCAACAUUGUCUACCCCUUCCCGGUUACUCCGCCAAAUGUUUCGUAUGUGAACCCCACGGGCUCGUACUGGCGAGAGUUCGAGAUCCCGGAGGGAUGGAAUGGGCAGCAAAUCCGCCUACGUUACGAGGGUGUGGAUAGCGCUUUUCAUGUUUGGGUAAAUGGCGAAGAGGUCGGUUACAGCCAGGGUAGCCGCAACCCCAGCGAGUUUGACAUCACCGAUUACCUCUCUUCGGAAGGCACAAACACUCUCGCUACACGCGUAUACCAGUGGUCUGAUGGCACGUAUCUUGAGGACCAGGACCAAUGGUGGCUCUCUGGUAUAUUUAGAGACGUAUAUUUGACCGCGUUCGAAAGCUCUGCGAUCACGGACUUUUUCAUCAAACCAGAAGUCGAUGACGGAUUUGCUAGCGGUACGCUGAAGGUCAAUGUUACCAUUCAGGGUGAGCACGGUGACCUGGGCGUCAAAGUUUUGUCUCCUGCUGGCGAUGUGCUUGACGAAUGGACUGGCUCUUCUUCUACCAUCUAUUCUAGGGAUAUAGAAGGCGAAGAUUUUCUACUCUGGUCCGCCGAGACGCCGAACCUGUAUACCGUCCUCAUUGAGUUCAACGGCCGCACCAUCAGCCAGAAGGUCGGGUUCCGCCGCGUGGAAAUAAGCGGCUCCAACUUCCUUGUCAACGGCGAACCAAUCAUCAUCUACGGUGUCAACCGCCAUGAACAUAACUACACAUCUGGUCGGACAGUUCCCUACGAGUCGAUGCGCGCGGACCUGAUCCUGAUGAAGCAGUCCAAUAUUAACGCCAUUCGAACUGCCCACUACCCUCAGCACCCGUCAUUCUACGAUGUCGCCGAUGAGUUAGGCUUCUAUGUUAUAACUGAAGCGGACAUUGAGUGUCACGGCUUUCUUACUAUCGAAGGGACCGAAGAGAAAGCCGCUGCUUGGACAUCUGAUAAUCCGGAAUGGACUCAUGCAUACCUUGACAGGGCGGAGCAGCUUGUGGAGCGUUACAAGAAUCAUGCGUCAGUCAUCAUGUGGUCGCUUGGAAACGAGUGCCAAUACGGCCAAAACCAGGCGGCCAUGUAUAAAUGGAUCAAGGAACGGGACCCCUCACGGAUCAUUCACUAUGAACAGGACCAUGAUGCAGAAUCGGCCGAUAUUUAUAGCCAGAUGUAUUCCUCACCCGAUACGAUGCUGGAACACAUGGGAAAUCACACGGACAAACCUCUUAUUCUUUGCGAGUUUGCACACGCAAUGGGAAACGGCCCUGGUGGUCUGAAAGAAUACAUCGCGCUGUUUCGGUCACACCCACUCUCCCAAGGAGGACUUGUCUGGGAGUUCAAUAACCAUGGCUUGCUGAAAAAGGAGGGCGAUCUUGAAUAUUACGCAUAUGGUGGUGACUUUGGUGACGAACCAAACGAUGCAGACUUCGUAAUGGAUGGCUUGACUCUCUCAGACCAUACCCCAAUGCCCAGUCUACUCGAAUAUGCAAAGAUCAUUCAGCCCGUCUCCGUGAGUCUGGCGAACGACUCAACCAGCAUGGUCGUAACAAACCACUACGCCUUCGUCGACCUCAGCGGACUCGAUGCUUCAUGGCACACCGUGCAAGAUGGCAAGACAACGGAGUCGCAAGAGUUGGAUCUACCGCGCGUCCCUGCCGGCGAGAACCGCACCGUGGAACUACCGCUAGACCCAUCAAACCUGUCGAGAGAGACCUGGCUCACCGUUGAAUUCAAGCUGAAGGAAGACAAGGUUUGGGCAGACAAGGGCCACGUCGUUGCCUGGGACCAGCUAUAUCUUCCCGGCUCUUCUUCUUCCAAUUCUUCGACGAAGCGCUCCCCGCCUGUCGCCCGCCAGGCUUCUGAAGGCCUAGAAGUCGAGCAAAACAGAACAAGACUUCAAAUCACCGCCGGCACCUCAACCAUCGGCUUUGACUUGUUGCAAGGAAACGUCACUUGGGAAGCCGACGGAGAAAGUCUCUUCCAGCGUGGGCCCGAACUCUCCUUCAUCCGAGCUAUGACCCAAAACGAUGAAGGCCAGUCCGGCAACGAAGCCGAGUGGGACGACGCCUGGGUUGAAACAAUGCACACCCAAGUCCGCGACGUCACCUGGAGCAGCACCGACACCGAAGCAACGGUGCACUUCAAGGUGCGUGUCGCGCCGCAGGUCCUGGAAUGGGGCGUGGAGGCAGACCUCGUCUACACCAUUUCCACAGGGGACUCCGAACCAACCCUCCACAUCCACGCCACCGGCGAGUUCGUAGGAACAAACACCCCGGACGUCGUCCCGCGCAUCGGCCUGCAAACCAUCCUUUCAUCCUCCUUCAACCAAGUCCGCUGGUUCGGCCGCGGCCCCGGCGAGAACUACAAGGACUCGAAGCAGGCAUGCCGCAUCGGCGAAUACUCCGCGACCGUGGAAGAGCUUUUCACGCACUACGACUACCCCCAGGAAAACGGUAACCGCGAAGACCUGCGGUGGCUGCAGAUCGAGGACGCCGAGAGCGGGGUGAGUCUGGAUGCGCGCCGCGCGGACGCAGGCGAAGUCUUCAGCUUCACGGCGUCGCAGUACAUGCCCAUUGACCUGAACAACGCGAAGCACCCGUUCGAUCUGGAGCCGCUGGAUAUGACGAUUCUUUGGCUGGACUACGAUAACCAUGGACUUGGCUCUGCGAGUGUUGGGCCCCAGCCGUUUGAGCAGUACCGAUGCAAGACGGAGCCAUUUGACUUCGCUUUUGAGCUUAGUCUUCGGUCUUGA